CCCAAAUACCAGUGGAAACAUUCGCACGGGACGACCUCGACGGGCCGUCGAUGGACCAGACUCCACUUCUGACAUUCGACAUAUUCGACCUAUAGUGACGGGCGCUUCGACGCUUAAAUAGGACUCUCUGCAAGUCUGCCGAGGAAAACGGGUAUGGCGGAAAACAAGGACCCCGAGAAAGGCAGCAUGGUCGGGAGCAUCAGGAUGCUGGUCGUCAUAACGACCAGCAUUCUGGUGGUAGUGGCUGCCGCCAAAAACUCCCUGACAUGGCUCCUAGAUGAGCUACUGCAAGCGAGCGGUUGCUUCUGGACCAGACAGUACGAGUGCGUCUACAACCUCUUUGGCGGAGACGAGUUCUUGAUCGCUUCUCUAGGGACACUCUUGGUGUCGAUAGUGGUUUACUGGAUUCUUGUGUCCGGACUCCUGUUUGUUGAUGCCACUGGGAAGCCAUCUUGGAUUCACAAAUACAAGAUACAACAGGACAAGAACAUACCGGUGGAUCCGGCUCUGCUCAGGCAAGCGGUGACGGGGACCCUAUUCAAUCAGUUUGUGGUUGGGCUCCCCUUUGCUCUCGGGUACGCCUGGUUGGCUGAAAUGCGCGGGUGUAGCGCCUCCACCCGCUUGCCUGACUUCCACACCGUGCUCCUGGAGAUGCUGGUGUUCUUGGCAGCGGAGGAAAUCGGUUUCUAUUACUCCCAUCGGUUGUUUCACCACGGCUUCUUUUACAAGCGAAUCCACAAGCGCCACCACGAGUACACCGCGCCGUUCGCCGUGUCCAACUUCGACGUGCACCCGGUGGAGCACGUGGUGGCCAACCUGGCCCCCAUGGCCGCUGGGCCGCUGAUCGCCGGUUCGCACGUGGCCGUCCUGUGGCUGUGGCUAGCCAUUGGGACCUUCUCCAGCCUGCUGGCCCACUCCGGCUAUCACCUGCCGUUCUUCCCGUCAACUCAGGCUCACGACUUCCACCAUCUCAAAUCUGUCAGUAACUUCGGAGCUCUGGGCAUUCUCGACCGACUGCACGGCACGGACGCUGCCUUCAGACGGUCAGAGAAUUUUCAGCGGCACGUGUUGUUGACGGGAUUGACGCCUGCGUCUCAGCUGGGCCCAGCGAAGGGCAAGUAGGCGAAACACUUCAUGCGACUCCAAUGCAAAAAUGCACGCGUCAUGCGCAGUAAUAAUAACAGUUUUAUGAGAAACCCGAUUGUAUGUCCAGGCCAUUGCAAAAUUUUAUGUGUGAUGCAUAACAUUCGAAUUUAGUGACUUACACUGAGGUUGUGUGUAAUGUCGCCUUUGAUAUUGCCGCAACCUAGAGAAAGCAUCUCGUUGUAGGAUCAUUUGACCAACCGAUCACGCUCUACACCGAGUCACUUGGACAGCUAUUGUAUACAAAAUAUCUGGCCCAUGAGAAUUAUUUUCUGGCACAGCUGGAACACAAUUAGAUAACGCUUCCGCCAACUAGUAAUGUCUUUUGUUGUGCAGUUUGCUUUGAUUUCCAGUCGUUUUCUGCCCUUGCAAUUGGCACAACCGCAGCUCAUGAUGAAAAAGAACGUGUAAGCGCCUCUUCACACUUUACCAUUUUCUAGAGUUUCUGUGUGCUUGCUCUAGAUUUAGUUUCCGCUGGGGUGAAAUCUCUCUUCUUCUAACCUGUUGGGUAUUACCGUAAUUUUGUGCAGACAAAAAAAUGGGUGCAAGUGUGUACGGACCUUAAAAAAGAAUGCAUGCAGGUGGCUCCAAUAUUUGUUGCCUCACGUUAUAUUAAUCGGCGUGAUGUACUCAAAGUAGACUCCACUGAAUGUACUUAAUUAAACAAGCUUUGUACAUAAUGGGCAUAAAAUGGCAUUUCGGUGUCUCUUUGGAAUACUUGUAGACAAGCUGAAUGAACUCUCGAUCGUUUCUCUUUGGUAAAUUUGUUCAUGUCUGUGCAACAGUGUGCUUCAAGGUGAUGAGGGUUUCCAUUUAUAAUUGAUAUAAAAUUUGUUUAUAUAUUAUAUAACACAUCACAAUAUAACAAUAUAUCCUACAAGAAUAUUAUCACAAAUUAAGUAAAACGUAAAUUGAUACUUUAUUCAUAGAUACUUUGUAACUGUUGGACAGUUUAACUAUUCCUAUUGGUCGACAGCCUGUCACGUGACCAGUCUUAAUGAAGAAGGUGGAAACAUGCCGCAGAAAUGCAUUUGACAACGUGGUAAGGUUUCAUGCCGAAACAGUUGGACAAAGACAGAAAGGAAAACGAAUCUUCCCAUGUUUUUGUGUUUUUUUGUAUAUUUUUUAUUUCCUCUAGACCAGCUACAUCGUCUCAGUUUUCUU
Messenger RNA from Acanthaster planci (crown-of-thorns starfish), 2307 nucleotides. Its product is annotated as fatty acid hydroxylase domain-containing protein 2-like. Gene Ontology annotation, biological process: lipid biosynthetic process. Gene Ontology annotation, molecular function: oxidoreductase activity; iron ion binding. Lineage: Eukaryota; Metazoa; Echinodermata; Asteroidea; Valvatida; Acanthasteridae. The record is from RefSeq and is a predicted model, not a curated record.